This is a messenger RNA of Rotaria socialis, 726 nucleotides long. NCBI's taxonomy places the organism in Eukaryota, Metazoa, Rotifera, Eurotatoria, Philodinida, Philodinidae. The record is from the annotation of a GenBank genome assembly.
AUGCCCCAAGUUACUAAAUUUAAACGAGCCUGGCUUAGUCGACGAGAUGAUAAUGGAGAUGAAUUAAAUUUAUGGUUGAAGCAAGGCUCCAAAGAAACCACAUUCCAGUGUACUUUAUGCAAAACUAGCGAUCUAGAUUGUGCUAAUCAAGGAUAUAGUGCUAUUUAUCAACAUAUGAAUACAAAAAAUCAUAAGGCAAAUAAAAACAGCUUAAAAGAUAAUUCAUUGCUUGCUAUUCGAACAUUAAAACCUCAAACAGUAUCAAUUGCUAAUGAUAAUAAUUCCGGUAUAUUAGUAAUAGACAAUUCUCAAAAGUCAACAUUGUUACCGUUUAAUGAUCAAAUCACAAAAGCUGAAAUUGUAUGGGCUUUAACUGUAGCACGACGAGGUUUUACUUACAAUUCAUGCAAUGGUAUAGGCGAAGUUUUCAAAUCUAUGUUUCCGGAUUCUAAGAUUGCUCAACAAUUUAACAUGCAAUCGAAAAAAAUUUCUUAUGUUAUGUCACACGGCAUCGGUCCUUAUUUUCAUCGUGAAUUAGUCAAAAAAAUUAAAUCCAGGGAAAAAUUUGUACUAUGUAUUGAUGAACAAACUAAUAAUCAAAGUAAAAAACAAUUAGAUUUAUUAGUAAAGUUUUGGUCGAAUGAUGACGGCCUGGUCGUUACUCGUUAUUACAAAUCUAUUCUACUUGGACAUGCUCAAGCCAGCGUUCUGCAGUGCUAUUUGUGA